AAUAAGAGAAAUGGCUCAAUUGGACGCCCAGAAGUUGCAACUCAUCCAGGAGUUGGAAAUUGAAAUGAUGGCUGAUCUGUACAACAGGCUUACAACCACCUGCUACAAGAAGUGCAUUCCACCAGCAUACAGUGAGAGUGAACUUGCCAAAGGAGAGGCUGUCUGCUUGGACAGGUGUGUUGCCAAAUUCCUGGAUAUCCAUGAUCGCAUUGGCAAAAAAUUGGGUCAGAUGACAACACAGGAUGAGGCAAUGAUGAAGAAAUAAAACCCUCUUUAAUAUUUCCCUUAGUUAAUGUAGUCAUUGUUAAUUAAACAUAAAGUUAAUAGAAAAA
Messenger RNA from Nicrophorus vespilloides, 332 nucleotides. RefSeq names its product mitochondrial import inner membrane translocase subunit Tim10 (gene Tim10). Bases 11 to 265 code for a protein of 84 amino acids. The transcript has a single exon. The record is from RefSeq and is a predicted model, not a curated record. Gene Ontology annotation, biological process: protein insertion into mitochondrial inner membrane. NCBI's taxonomy places the organism in Eukaryota, Metazoa, Arthropoda, Insecta, Coleoptera, Silphidae. Gene Ontology annotation, cellular component: mitochondrial inner membrane.